AAAGAAAAUAGAUUGGGUGAGAGGGGCUGGAUGAUUGCCCGCCCCAGCAAUAUGCAAAUGAAUGCAGUGGGUAAAGCCCCCCCAGGGGCCCCUUUCUAAAAGGGCCGAUGUGCCCCUUUCCGCUGCCGAACUAUGGUUUCAUCCAGCUUCCCUACCCCUCCUUUCCCAUGGUUUCGCCCAAGAGCUAAAAGAAUACUAUCGAUGAUUCUAUGCUCAGGUUCGCUACUCCAUCGAUUCGCUCUGACUCUCCCAGCCGUCCUGAGCCCCGGUGGAGUGGGGAUCCCUGGUUGAUUGAGAUGAGGAAAUCAAGGCUUCAGUGGGUGGAUUGAUUCACCUUCCAGCGUAUUUAGUCAUUUGCAGUGUGAACCGUCUCUCUUCAGCUCCAGCGCUCUCUCCUAGGGGUGGUCCCCUGCAAGCGUCUCCUUUAAAGGAUCCAAUCAUGAACACCUCCCAGGGCACUGUGGGCAGCGACCCUGUCAUCCUCGCCACCGCCGGCUAUGACCACACCGUACGCUUCUGGCAGGCACACAGUGGGAUAUGUACCCGCACGGUGCAGCACCAAGACUCGCAGGUGAAUGCCCUGGAGAUCACCCCAGACAGAAGCAUGAUUGCUGCUGCAGGUUACCAGCACAUCCGGAUGUAUGAUCUCAAUUCCAAUAACCCCAACCCUGUCAUCAACUACGAUGGAGUGAGCAAGAACAUCACUUCCGUGGGCUUCCAUGAGGACGGCCGCUGGAUGUACACAGGAGGAGAGGACAGCAUGGCCAGGAUCUGGGACCUCAGGUCACGGAAUCUCCAGUGCCAGCGAAUUUUCCAAGUGAAUGCGCCCAUUAACUGUGUGUGUCUGCACCCAAACCAGGCUGAACUGAUUGUUGGUGACCAGAGCGGUGCUAUCCACAUCUGGGACCUGAAAACUGACCACAAUGAGCAGCUGAUUCCAGAACCAGAAGUCUCUGUGAAUUCAGUUCACAUCGACCCUGAUGCCAGUUACAUGGCAGCCGUCAACAGUACAGGAAACUGUUAUGUCUGGAACUUGACCGGGGGCAUUGGGGAAGAAGUGACUCAGCUGAUUCCCAAAACCAAAAUCCCAGCUCACACAAGAUAUGCCCUGCAGUGUCGGUUCAGUCCUGACUCCACGCUCCUGGCCACCUGCUCAGCGGACCAAACGUGCAAAAUCUGGAGGACCUCAAAUUUCUCUUUGAUGACAGAGCUCAGCAUCAAGAGCAACAAUCCCGGUGAGACUUCGAGAGGCUGGAUGUGGGACUGCGCCUUUUCUGGAGACUCUCAGUACAUUGUAACAGCCUCCUCUGAUAAUUUAGCACGGCUGUGGUGUGUGGACACAGGAGAAAUCAAGAGAGAGUAUGGUGGACACCAGAAGGCUGUAGUCUGCCUGGCAUUCAAUGACAGUGUCCUGGGCUAGCCUGAAAGCGUCCUCUCUGCUCUUGGACCUUCAGGGAACAGGAGCUGCUCAAGACUGCAGUGCUAGUCAAAGAAAGAUGGCUUUUCUGAACAUGGAAAAUCUCGGCUUCAGCUCACAGAGGAGUACUGGCCCUGCCCCCUUCCUGGUCUGAGGGCCCUGGACGAGGGUUCACAGGAGUGGAACCAGGGAGAGCAGGACUGAACCUCCCACUGGCUACUUCUGGGGCAGCUUUGUGCUGUCUGGCUCUCCUGGGGGCUUCCCUUGUGGUCAGGACAUUCCCUUUCUAUGCAUAUGUGUACAGAUAUAUUUCUUGGGACAGAGAAAGUUGGACAUUAAAAAGCCAGUUUCAUCUGG
Molecule: messenger RNA, 1774 nt
Organism: Monodelphis domestica (gray short-tailed opossum)
Lineage: Eukaryota; Metazoa; Chordata; Mammalia; Didelphimorphia; Didelphidae
Gene: MLST8
Product: MTOR associated protein MLST8
Biological process (GO): TOR signaling; regulation of actin cytoskeleton organization
Cellular component (GO): TORC2 complex; TORC1 complex
Molecular function (GO): protein binding
Source: RefSeq, a predicted model, not a curated record